CCCGAGCCGGAAGUAAGACUGACGGCGGACCGGAAGUGCGCUUAGGUCGCCGUUAGCUGAAACCAACAAGCUGAAUCUACCAUAACAUCUUAUCUUACUUGUGUUCAUGAGUGUUGCUCAAUGUGUUUAACCGGCAUGUCCGUGUGAAAGCUCUUGGCAAUAAAUAACAACAACAACAACAACGGCUAUCUUAUGUUCUUUGUAACAUAAAGUUAAACACGAGGCAACCAUGUCUGAAACUAAAGAUUCUGCGGGAGAAAUAGACCUUGCACCGCUAAAGAGGAAGAGAGGACAAGCUAAAGCAGCUGUAACUAAGAUAACAUCUGCAAACGAAAAAAUCAGAGAAAAUAAGCCAGAAGAAUUAAAGUCAGAGCUGCAGAGCCUCGACCUAGCCCUCGCACAGCUUCAGGAGGCACAUAGAUGUUAUCAUAUUCGGCUCACCGAUGAUAUCGACUAAGAAGAGUCUGAUGCUUAUGAGAAGCUUAUCUUGAUGAACGUUCAUGAUGUGCGUCAUGAAGCUCUAGCCUGGCUGCAAGAAGAGGAAGAUGGAGCUAGUGUUCAUACAUAUGUUGAUGAUGAGUCGGAUGUCUCUACUCAAGUUGAUUUAUUCAGUGAACCUCCAGCUGAUAUGAAUGAUGAAGAUUCCACAUCAACAGAACUAAAGAAAUUCCAAGCCCUAAGAAAGAAAGAAAAGUAAAACUUUGUGCUGUUGCUUAGACUCAACAAGGAGGAAUUUGAGCUGGAACUCCAGCGAAUAUAUCGCAAGGCUGACAUAAUCAGCAAAAGAUGCAAGCCCUAACUGCAGAUCUCCAUUCUACACCUAAAACUGGCAAAAUCCCUACUAUAACACAACCAUCGCUGUCCUAGAUAGCAGAUUAUUCGAUCUCGCAACUGCUAGUUUUCGAGGCAGCAGUAUCAAGCCCAAGUAGUCUCUCUCAGGCUCCCACCAACAGAUCUGAUCAAGUUCGAUGGUGACCCCCUCCAGUAUUGGAAGUUCAUGAGGCUUUUCACCGCAAUGGUGGACAAAGAGUCUGUUUCUGCUGAAGAAAAGAUAACUCGUCUUCACCAGUACACAGAAGGAAAAGCUCGAGAUGCUAUAAGUCACUGUCUAUACAACCCCAAUCCCAGGACGGGUUUAAGGAAGCACUUGACAGACUAAAAUCAAGAUUUGGGUUUGGCUCCAAAGCUUGGGUUGAAAAGGUUUUGAACUUUAAAGAGAUAUGAGACAAUAUGCAACUCAGAGACUUUGCAGACCAACUGAGAGGCUGUAAGGACAAGAUUUCUGCCAUGAAAUGUGAGGAAGAGCCCAGUGGCCGCUGCCCAUUAGUUGAGAUAAUUAGCAAGCUACCAUCAGAUCUCAGGGCCAAGUGGCUAAAUAAAAACUACGACAUCACAAAAGAAGGAUGUCUACCGAAACUCGACAACGUUGUCAGCUUUGUAGAGUCAGAGGCUGAAAAGAGAUCUGAUUCAGUCUUUGGUGGGUUAAUUAGCUACAAGAAGCAGGAGAAGCCAAACAACUUUACAUCACCUACCAAAGUCUCAAAGAAACAUCAUCAAAACUACCCCACCACUAUCAAAGCGGCUGCAGUCCAGGAGAAUAAGUCCACAGGUACCAAGCAGCCAGCUUAUUUAAAAUAUCUUAAAUGCUCGGAGUACCAUUUCUUAAACCAGUGCCCUGGCUUGCGAUCACUAACAGUGCCAGAGCGCCUUGUGUUUGUUCAAGAAAAAAACCUGUGCCAAAACUGUUUCAUGAUUGGGCACAGUGCCACGAUUUGCACACGCAACCGGGUGUACAAUGUGCCUGGCUGUGGACAGAAACAUAACAAAUGCCUGCAUCCUAACCACACUAACAGACAGAAUACAAUAGCAGGCCAGGACACCACUGAUGACAAUAGAACUACCCAACAAACACAACCUACUAAAUCACCUAAUGUCACAUGUGGAUUCGCUGGAACUGCAAAUGGUAAAGUUUGUUUACCUAUUGUUCCUGUGGUCAUUAGGGGUAAAGCUACAAACAUCAGCUCUGUCACAUAUGCAUUACUUGAUCCUGGAGCCAACACCAGUUUAGUGUCAGAAGAACUGACCAAGAAGCUCAAGGUCAAAGGCAAGGCUGCAAGGUUAGACCUUGAUAUAGUAGGAGGGAGCCAAGAAGGCAUAUCUACUCGAAGUGUGGAUCUUGAGAUUGACUCUGCACGAUGGCAGCAUCUACACGCUUAAUGGUGUGAGAACACUCAAGAAGUUAAACAUAGGACUUGGCUGUCUCGCGACACCAGACAAGGCAGCCAGAUGGGAUCACCUAGUAGACAUCCCCAUUCCCAGCAUCAAGUCCAGUGAUGUACACCUCAUCAUUGGACAAGAUGCUCCUCGUCUUCUCAGAGCUGAAGAGUACCGCGUAGGAGGUGGUAAUGACCCUUACGCUACCAGAACAGUACUCAGCUGGGCAAUAAAUGGACCCAUUGAUUACAAAGAAGGUAGGAAGGCUAAGGCCUACUUCCUCAAGUUAGACCAAAAUCUGCAGACACAGGUGGAAAGAUUUUGGAAACUUGAUGACCCCGCUCAAGAAAACAAUCUGUCAAUCAAUGACCACAAGGUGAUUAAACUGUGGGAAAACUCACUUACCAAAGAAGGCUCACACUAUACCUUAGACAUACCCUUUAAGAAAGAAGCAGUGACGCUGCCUAACAAUAUCAACUUAGCAACACGAAGACUACAACUACUGGAACGCAUAUUAACAAAGGACCCAUACCUGAAAGACGUGUGAAGUCAAUGAAGUCAACCAUUGAUAAAGGAUAUGCAAAAGAGCUCCCAGCCUUGUCACCUGACCGCAAUGAUGGUAAAACUUGGUAUCUCCCACAUCACCCAGUGACUCAUCCUCGCAAGCCUGAAAGGUGCGAGUCGUCUUUGACUGCACAGCAUACGACAGAAUAUCUCUCAAUGACAUCAUCCACCAGGGACCAGAUCUGACAAACAAAUUAAUAAAUGUGCUGAUCCGCUUCCGACAAGGUCCUGUUGCUGUAAUGGCGGACAUUGAGGACAUGUUCAAUCAGAUACAUGUAACUCCGGAACACAGAGAUGUGCUACGGUUCCUAUGGUGGAAGGACCACAAUCCUAACAAUGAGGUAGUUACUUAUCGGAUGACGUCCCACCGCUUUGGUGGAGUGUGGCCUCCAAGCGCAGCAAAUUUUGCAUUGAGGAGGUGUGCAUAAGAUCACACUGAUGCAGAUACCAUCUCCACUGUAGAGCGAAACUUCUACAUGGAUGAUUGCCUGAAAUCCUCAGAUUGGUUUGGCAAGGCAAACAGGAAUGGACAUAAAACAGGCGUGGCUUGGCAAAAACACAGUUGUGGCAUGGACAGCAAAACGGAAGACAACAGAAUAAACCAGCCACAAGUGAACGGAACAGAGGAGUAUAUAUGGGGCAUAGUAUAGGUGAAGCAAGAGACUGAUUCACCUAUACUGAUCCACUGAAGUGCAGGUGGACCGAAUGAAGCUGGUUGCAAACUGACUGUGGCUGGGAGUGGAAACAAGAACAUGAACGGGCUGAACAGGAAUACAAGGACACAAUCAAACCUAAGGAACAUCUUACAGAUAUAACAUAAACUAAAAUGUGCUGUGAACAGAAUACAAGAGUCAUAAAAAACUAAGCCUAAGAAAAUAACGAAGGCACCACCUGGAAAACAAUGAUCAGAAGCAAAAUCCAAAACACAACUUGGAGAACAUAAUCAGAAUCAGAGAAAAAACCAAAAACUUAAACACUCUCAAAUCAUGACGAUCCUUUAUUUUUCACAAGGAUUUGGGGAGGGGUUUCUCCCAGUGGUAAUUGGGUAAAGGGUGUACACCCUUGACAAGUUGCCAGUAUGUGGAAUCUCAAGAUACGUUUUUGAACUAUCAAUUUUGACAAACUUAUAACUUUUUUUUUUACAUUUUAGUAAUCCAGUUUCUCAAAACCUACCAGCUGAUUAAUGGUCUUAGCUGGAUCCAAACCAACCCUAAGUACUGUGGAUCAAAGAGUUUCAUAAAUGACUUAAACACUUUUGUCCACCUGCAGCUUCUUGCUGAGAUCAACACAUAGUUGCCAUUUAAUCAGAGCCCUGCAACACCCCUUUGUAAAACCUUUGAAAUGCUCUUACAUUGCACUGACUCCUAUCGAGCUAGAAUCAAAGUUCUCACAGCUGCUCACUGUCACUGUGGUCUUACCUCAGCAAGUGCCCACUAGCUGCAACCUAACCCUUCCCCCCGUCCCAACACAGACACGUAUAAACACACACAUCUUCCCUUCAAGUCGAUGCAUUAGGGCAGACUGCCGCUUGCAUUAGUGGGCCUCCUCGGAUCGCAGAGAGUCCCAGGCCCAUCAGCACAAAUUAAAUUGGAGGCUUUAGUAAAGGCGCUGCUUUGGGUGCCACUGAGCAUCACACUGACACAAAUGCUGAGGAUCUUUGUCAGCUAUUAUUUCAAUAUAUGAGUGUGUGGUGCCUUGUCUGCGUUGGUUUCUUUGAAGCUCACAUAUCCUCAUGCUGCUGCUUUGAAGUAGGAAACUGUUUUGGAUAUCAGGUUAAUUAUCCUGAAUUUCUCAUUAUUAUUUAUUAGAAGCUA
Girardinichthys multiradiatus is the source of this 4592-nucleotide messenger RNA. RefSeq lists its product as uncharacterized. The transcript has 2 exons. The record is from RefSeq and is a predicted model, not a curated record. NCBI's taxonomy places the organism in Eukaryota, Metazoa, Chordata, Actinopteri, Cyprinodontiformes, Goodeidae. The coding region runs from base 1231 to 2217 and encodes 328 amino acids.